GUCCAAACCAAACUUCCUUGCCGCACCACAAAUACCUGGCAUCUAUUUCCUCUCUGAAGAUCCAACACGCAUAUUCUGAGCUAGAAUUUUUGUCGCAAUCGUCAUUAUGCCUACCGAACCGCUUCAAGAGCGCAACGCAAACGUGCCUUCGCCAACGAAGACGCAUGUGGAAGAGAAGGGCCAACCUGUUGUGCAACAGAAUGCGGCGAAAGCACAGUUCGCCAAUAAUAACCGGUUUUCCAAGUCAUACAUCUCACCCUCUGACGCCGUCUUGUCCCCCGCAACGAAGAAGUUGGCCGCCUUCAAGAACAAGCAUAUGACCAAAGGAAUCAAACCACAAUCCCUCUUCGGUCGAUCUCCACCUGCUGAGCAUACUGCGGAGGACCGGACUGCUGACACUCGGGCUGCUGCAUCAAGCAGCAUCGGAUUCGCAUCUAUUGGACAGGCUCUGAAUGAACCCCCAAAGUAACGAGCUUCGGAUGGGCCCUUGGUAUUUACAAUAGAGAGCUGGUUAUUGGGGCUCUUGGGGCGUUUUUGGAGUGCUGGACCAUCUGAAUGUUUGGAGUAGCGGACGACCUGACCUGGCGGUUGCAUCGCGGUUGAGAUCCGGAGGGGCUACUACUUGGUCGCUUCAUACAGGAGCACAGCAGGCUGGGACGUUUAUCCAUUAUUAUUGGCAAUGCAUGUCUAUUUGCCGAAUUCUCAAAAUUUCUCAUGCAGAUCCUUGUGUGUUUAUCUUUCAUGUCGCUCCGAGUUGCUCAAACAACGCCAGCAAACCCCUGCUGCUGGACCGUCGACGAAUGAGGAGCGCCCAGCCG
Messenger RNA from Eremomyces bilateralis CBS 781.70, 818 nucleotides. RefSeq lists its product as uncharacterized. The coding region runs from base 107 to 469 and encodes 120 amino acids. The transcript is spliced from 3 exons. Lineage: Eukaryota; Fungi; Ascomycota; Dothideomycetes; Eremomycetales; Eremomycetaceae. The record is from RefSeq and is a predicted model, not a curated record.